Molecule: messenger RNA, 4754 nt
Organism: Athalia rosae (coleseed sawfly)
Lineage: Eukaryota; Metazoa; Arthropoda; Insecta; Hymenoptera; Athaliidae
Product: exportin-4-like
Exons: 12
Coding region: 86-3487 (1133 amino acids)
Biological process (GO): protein export from nucleus
Cellular component (GO): nuclear pore; cytoplasm
Molecular function (GO): nuclear export signal receptor activity; small GTPase binding
Source: RefSeq, a predicted model, not a curated record
CUAAAAUUAAUCGUAAAUUAGCUCGAUCUCUCUAGCGAUUUGAAGCUCGAUAGGGAUCGUGUGGGUAAACAUUUUAUUUACUAAAAUGGCUGAUCAAGUGCUUGUAGAAUUGGAGGCAGCUGCACAAAUUAUUUUGGCACCUCCUAAUCUGAUUACUCAAGAGCAACGUCAGUCAGCGGAGGCAGUGUUUCUAAACUUCCGUAAAACUAAGUCACCCUAUCAGCUAUGCAGGGAGAUUCUAGAACGCAGCCCUGUCGAUUACGUACUCUUCGAAUCAGCUGGUUUAAUAAAAAACGCCUUAGUCCGAGAAUGGUCGAUGAUGCCAGCGGCGGACAUCGUUUCUCUAAGGCAAUAUCUACUGCAUUAUAUUAUAAGCAAACCUCAACUGGCACCUUUUGUCAGAGAACGGAUACUACAAGUUAUAGCUAUCAUGGUGAAGAGAGGAAGCGUAGAAGAUUUUGGACAAGACAGGGGACAAAUUUUAAACGAGGUUGAAGGACUUAUUAUGAGCGGAGAUUUACGAAGGCAACUGUUGGGCUGCAGCAUAAUAUCUUCUUUAAUGCAAGAAUAUGCAAACACUGUGAAGUCUUCGGAUGUGGGUCUGACCUGGGAGAUACAUUUUGAAGUAAAAAAAAAGUUUGAGAUAACAGACUUGAAGAGAAUCUUUAAAUUUUGCGUCGGUCUACUAGGAGAACUAACUAAAGAAGAUAUUCAGGAACCACUGCUGCCCCUCAUAAAACAUCUACUGUCAAUUACAGAGGGCAUACUUGUCUGGGGAUAUAUAUCUGCACAUUUGCCCAAAAGAUUAAUAGGAGCAUUUGAAUCUGCUUAUGAAUCUGAUGGCAGCCCAGCUCUGCGGCUCCGUCCAAUGUGGCGUGAUGUAAUCUUGGAUCCAACCGUCCUUGAUCUAUUCUUUACACUUUACUGGAAAGUACGCACGAAUCCACAGCUCGCUCAUCAUGCCAGGAACUGCUUGGUCCAGCUGGCAACUCUAAACGGAGGCGUGAUGAACCCUGCAGAAGUGAAAACACAGUAUUUGACUUCUUACAUGCGCAGCUUCCUGAAGCUCGUUUCAAAUAUUGAUAUUAUAGACCAAGAAGCUAUUGGAAUAUCCAACAUGGUUAGGAAAGUCAUCACAUUUUUUAGAGUCACCCUCACCUCUUUACCCGAAGAUAUACUUAGGUUAUUCAUGGAACAAAUGACACGUCUCACUUGUUUGUUUGCCGAAGGAGCUGCGCAGGAAGAAUCGAUGUGUGCAGACGACUGCCUCUACAUGGAAGCUUUUGAGCACAUGUUAGAGGCUUGGAUAUCAGUUUUAUCAGAAGCACAUUUAUUCCCAUCUGAAUUUUGCAAGCAGAGUUCGGCGCAGAUAUUCAAUACGUACCUACGUUGCCAUUUGUCUCCACCAGACGGUACAAGAGGUGCCGGAGGGAAGGAAUUAAAUGACGAGGAAAUUGACGGGACAGAAGAGAACGACAGGACCAAGUUCAAAGAACAACUGCAAACAAUCGGAAACUUUGGCCGGCAAGUUCCAGGCCAUUCUUUACCACUUCUCGCACGUCUAUUAGAAGACAGAACCAAUAGAUUGAGUGGGCAGCUCAACAGAAUCGCAGAUCAGUCUCAGCCUAUGAGCAUAUCGAGUUCCUCACUUGUAGAAGCUUUAUACGAGGAUAUGCACUGGCUGGUCCUCAUUGCGGGUCACGUUCUGUGUAUGGAGUCAGAGGGAGAAUUUCCUCUAAUCCCUUCUGAAAUUAUGAGAUACAGUAUGGAGCAGACUCAGCAUGGCCAAGUCAAUGUGGAUACGACAAUGCAGCUUUUAGCUUCACCUCAGAACAGUCUCUCGGAUAUUGACGGAGCAGAGCAAUCAGCCGAUCACGUUAUAAGAUUGGUAUCUGCGGUAUUUCGAUUGUGUCAAAUAGAAAAGAUUGCGAUAUCUGCAAACCUCACUAAUAUGUUGAGUCCUGAAUUGAGCAGCACAAUUGUCUGGUUCCUGCAGAGAUGGUCUCUAAGCUAUCUUCUGCCGCCAGAACAAUUUUACUCAGAAAUUAGUACGACACUUUUACAAGCAUUUGGGGAAGACACUCCCGGUUCAUUGUGGACAGUGAGUUUUCUUCUGGAGAAAAUAGAAUGCAACAUAAAUGCAUUCAAAGGGGAGCCUAAUCUCGUCAAGGAAACUAUUCAGCUCCUCGUCACCCUAGUAGAGUCUCAGAUAAAGAGCAACUGCGUAUUAAAAUCCGGGCGACUCGGAAGCCUCGUAAAUUUAGCAACGAAAGAUCGAUUUGAUUUGUCUCAGACUGUGAAACGAGGCUUAAUGCGAGCCUUAGUCCAGAUCGGAGCCGCUGUUCAAGAUCCUGCCUCCCAACGUCAGUACUGGGCCCAGACGUUACAACCUUUACAUGAUAGAUUACAACUCGUUCGCAGUGAAUCAUUUUCUCAAACUUACCAUCAGGAGGAAGUCAGGCUUCAGAUUAUAGACGUCCUAGAAUCGUUUAUCGGAGUUGCUCAGGGAGUUCAAAGCUCGAUCGUAGAUCUAGUAUUCGAACUAACUGCUCCAGUUUUAAAUGAGCUUCCAAAUUUACUUUCCCUGUACCAUAACUACCAACAAAUAGUGCAAUUGAUACUAGAACUUUUCUGCGAAUGCACGAGACGGGUGCUCUGUUACUUAUCUCAGGCAGAUAGUAUACGAAUUUAUGAAGCAUGCCUUCACACGGUUCGGGCUUAUGCUCGAUGCAACACGAACCGUUUAACGGUAGAAUCCACAGCGGAGGAAGAUACCUUUCAAGAUAUUUUACUUCUUAUGCAAUUACUUACGAAUUUAUUAAGCAAGGAAAUAAUCGACUUCAGCCCAAGUGAAACACCAGAGAAUCAGGAACAAGCCGUUACUCCAGUAGAUGUAUUUCUCUUUGGAUUAAAUAUCGUCAUGCCUCUAAUGACCAUGGAUUUACUAAAGUUCCCAUCUCUCUGUUUGCAGUAUUUCAAAAUGAUCGCUUUCGUCUGUGAAAUAUAUCCAGGGAAAGUUUGUACCCUACCAACAGAGCUGUUACGACAAUUACUGGUCUCUGUCGAAGUUGGGCUCUUUUCUUUCGGACAUGAAAUCACUGUCCUUUGCUGCGACAUCAUCCAACUCAUUACAAAGCACAUCUACACGGUGUCAGAAAAAGGAGGACCGAAAAACCAGCUCAUGGCGCCUUUCUUAAACUUGCUGAUGAAUCUCAUAUUAUCUCAGCAGAUAAAUUCUGAUCUAAUAUCCAAUACUAGAAUGCCUCUGUUCUACUUGAUAUGCUGUUACAAAGAACAGUAUCAGCAAUUAGUACAAAAUUUUUUAUCCGCUCAACCGGAUCCUCAAAUAACGGAGAGACUGAGUGUCGCUUUUACAAAAUUAACAGCUAACAUAGAACUAGGUGUAGAGCGAACACAAAGGCUGAGGUUCACGGAAAAUUUCGACAAAUUCAUCGUCAACGUUCAAGGAUUCUUGAUGGUCAAGUAAGCUUGUACCCAAUAGCGUUAGGUAUUCAAUUAUACGUGGAUAAAUUAUUGCCGAUAAAUUAAAAUUGGCUGAUCUGAACGCGUAUUGUAAGAAAAUGUUCAAAUUGAAAAUUGCGACCCAUGAAUUUUUAUUUAUUUGACAAAAAUAAUAACAAAUUAUGAAGGAAAUAAUAAUAAUAAUGAUCGAAUUGAUUAUUUGAUGAACAAAUAAUUUUGACUUUACAGGUGUUGUUGAUGUGUGUGUAAUUCUAUUCAAAGUUUGAAUUUUUUGAAAACUGUUAUUUAUUUUACUUAUUCUUUCUCUUCAUUUAUCGGUAUCAUGAAUCUACUCUUCACACAUCUAUUACCAUAGUAAAUAGGUACUAUAUUAGGCUAUCGAUAUACCCGGAUAAGUAUUUUAUUUAUUCAUUGGUCAUCGGGUAUUUUUCGUCAACAGCAAAAAUGUUUUUAACUUCAACAUUUGAGAAAUUUACUUUGAGCAUCAUCUGGCCCUAGUUCUUGUCCUUCGUCUUCUUCUUCUUCUACUACUAUUACCACUUCUUAUUCAUCAUGAACAUACUACACCGAAAUUUAAUCUUUCUUUUGCCAUGCAAAAGUCAAAGAGACAAUGAGCUCGGUUGUACAAAUAAUCGAAUGUAGGGUAAAAUGACGAGAUGAUGGAAGAAUAGUGUUAUUAGAGAAAAGAAAGAACCAAGAAUUUGAACAAGAAAAAGAUUGAAUAAAUGUAGAUUUCGGUACAGAGUAUAAUUUUCAACUUGUAAAGUGCUAUUAUAUUAUGUUACCUAACUGCAACGUCAAGAAUUAUGCAUGUAUGCCUGUACGUAAGAUGAACGUAUACAUAUAUUAAUACAUAAUUCAAGGAUCUCAUGGCACCAAAAUUAGUUGAAUAAAAAUUGAUUAAAGCAAAAGAAUGUUCUUUUAUCAUAACUUUAUAUCUUCAUAAUGUCGAUUUCCGUUAAUAUUUUCAAAUAAAUAUACUUGCUAUGCAUUGCGCAGAUUCUGAUUAUUUGUUAAUUAGCCAAUGUAGAAGUAUCCAGAACAGUAUUCAUGAUAUGUAUUGAAUUUAAAACGGAUAGAAUCAAGAAACACGGCAGAGUCUCGCGCCAAGUACAUCCGACAAAACGGUACAGAUUACAGAUAAACACUUUAAUUCUAAACUGGCAAUUUUUACUGAGAAUGUGCAAUUGAGAUAUUCUAAUACUACCGCAGCUUAUUUUGUAAAGAGCUUGAUGUAAAGUAUGAAUACCUAAUAAAGUCUAUCAACCUUA